Penicillium daleae is the source of this 351-nucleotide messenger RNA. RefSeq lists its product as uncharacterized. The transcript has 3 exons. NCBI's taxonomy places the organism in Eukaryota, Fungi, Ascomycota, Eurotiomycetes, Eurotiales, Aspergillaceae. The coding region runs from base 1 to 351 and encodes 116 amino acids. The record is from RefSeq and is a predicted model, not a curated record.
AUGUCUCCCACUUCCCCAAAAGUGGAUUCCAAGACCAGAGUGGUCAAGCCUAGAGCCGCGCCCAAGCCCAAGGCCAUCGCCGAUGCUAAGGCCAUCUCGACCCUAGAGAAAAAGGCGUACUUCAUCUGGCUCCACUUCCAACUCAAGGAAGGUGAUAAGCCUAACCAUGCCGCUGUUGCAGCCAAGCUGGGCAUUCCCCAGCGCACUUCAGUCAAGCGCCUCAGCGAGCUCAGACUUGUCAUGGAGCAGAUCGGUAACAAGCAGUUCGAUAUGGAUCUGAACGAUGACCCAGUAAGCAAGGUCUUCGACAACCUCGAGAAGAUUUUCGCGCACGAAGCCAUGCUGCGCUGA